AUGACCGCCCGAAUACCCCCGCCGCGCCUGGCACGCCCAGCCCUCGCCGUCCUGCGUCCUCGCCCUCGCCCCCGCCCCCAGUGGCUCCCCUGCAUCGCCCACCGCAAUGCCUCGUCGCCUGGCCGCAGCAAUGCCUAUGACGACCUCUCCAAUCCCAUCCUCGAAGAAUAUCUGCAGAAGAAGGAGCGCGAAUCAGCCCCGCGAGACGGCAACACCCGGCCAGUGCGGCCUACCCCUCGCCUUGGAGGCCUCCCCACCCACCCCUCUUCGCUCUUCCUCCCCGAACGCGAGAUCCCCGGAUGGCGCGACGACCUGAGUGCCGCCGAAAAAGAGAAGUUGCAGGCGCGGUACAGGCGCCGCCAGGAACAGGCCGCCGAGCAGCAAGACCGCCAGCUCAUGAACAUGACGCUCGACCCCGACCAAAACGCCCGCAAGCGCCUCGAACGCAAGCUCGUCAUCUCGGGUGUCAAGCGCCACGGCCGCACGACCAAGGCGGAAAAGCUGCUCCGCACCGAGCGCCAAUCGCUCUUCAAGUCGCACUUUCUGCCCACAUCGACCAAGAAGCUGCAAAAGGUAGUCAACCAGAUCGCCGGCAAGACGGUCUCAGAGGCCCUGGUCCAGCUCCGCUUCUCCAAGAAGAAGAUUGCCCGCGACGUAAUCAAGGGUCUGGAAAUUGCCCAAAAUCAAGCCAUUCUAGCCCGUGGAAUGGGCCUGGCCGGCGAGUCAGCCGCUGUCUCGCGCUGGAAUAAGCAACGAGAGGCGACGGAUGCGGGGAAGCCGAAGGACACCUGGGACUACAAGACAUCGACCGACGCCUCUGACGCAGCCCCCAAGAAGCCAAAGGUGCCCUUUUUCAAGGACACGGAGAUUGAGCUCAAGGACGGCCGCAAAAAGCUCGUCCGCGACCCCAGCGAGAUCUACAUUGACCAGGCAUGGGUCGGUCCCGGCGAGAGCUGGAAGUCGCCAGAGUUCAGGGCUAGAGGCGCCAUUAACAUGCUGAAACACCGCACUACAAGCUUCUCCCUCCUCCUCAAAGAAGAAAAGACACGCAUGCGCAUCUCAGACGAAAUCAAGAAGAAGCGCGACAACCGCAAACUGUGGGUCGCUCUACCCGACCGACCCGUCACCUCGCAACGCCAGUUUUGCCUCUGGUAAGCCUGACACCAAUCUUUAACCACUUUUUUUUUUAGAUGUAUACAAUACAUCCGCCGACGCAAGCGAAAUCGGCGUGU
Molecule: messenger RNA, 1232 nt
Organism: Exserohilum turcica Et28A
Lineage: Eukaryota; Fungi; Ascomycota; Dothideomycetes; Pleosporales; Pleosporaceae
Exons: 3
Coding region: 1-1155 (384 amino acids)
Biological process (GO): ribosome assembly; translation
Cellular component (GO): ribosome; mitochondrial large ribosomal subunit
Molecular function (GO): structural constituent of ribosome
Source: RefSeq, a predicted model, not a curated record